This is a messenger RNA of Exophiala dermatitidis NIH/UT8656, 1722 nucleotides long. RefSeq names its product endo-1,3(4)-beta-glucanase. Gene Ontology annotation, biological process: glucan catabolic process. The record is from RefSeq and is a predicted model, not a curated record. Gene Ontology annotation, molecular function: hydrolase activity, hydrolyzing O-glycosyl compounds. The transcript has 8 exons. NCBI's taxonomy places the organism in Eukaryota, Fungi, Ascomycota, Eurotiomycetes, Chaetothyriales, Herpotrichiellaceae. The coding region runs from base 1 to 1722 and encodes 573 amino acids.
AUGGCGGUCCGUUCCUUUCUAACAAACCAUGUCAGUGUUUAUAUUCUGUUCGUAUCCUUUUACUAUUUCAAUCGUGUCGUUUGCCAGACUAGCUCUAUUUAUCAACUGGACUCCGAAUACUCGGGCAACAACUUCUUUGAUGGAUGGGAUUUUUACACGGGGGGCGAUCCCACCGGUGGAUUUGUUACAUAUUACAGCCGCUCUUCAGCCCAAGGGGCUGGCAUGAUCAACUCCAGUGAUACCUCGCCUGUUUAUAUCGGGACAGACUACACAAGUACCAUCGGUUCGACGGACGCAGCGGGCAGACCCAGUGUUAGGAUCUCCACACAGCGAUCAUGGACCCACGGUUUAUUCAUAGGAGAUUUCAAUCAUGCUCCUGGAGGGAUCUGCGGAACUUGGCCUGCCUUUUGGACACUGGGGCCGAAUUGGCCUAACAACGGAGAAAUUGAUAUCAUGGAAGGUGUUAAUCUUCUCACGCACAAUGGGAUGACACUUCACGCAUCUCCCAAUUGCUCGAUUGCAGGCGACAGCAGGACUAUGACGGGACAGUUACAGACGACCAAUUGUGCCUACUAUGUGAGUAUUCCCGGCUACAACGUAGGCUGUGGAAUCAGUGACAAUCGACCGGCCAGUUUCGGCGCUGGCUUCAAUGCCGUUGGAGGUGGCAUUUAUGCGAUGCAGUGGACGUCGGACUACAUCCGGGUCUGGUUCUUCCAACGGAAUUCUAUCCCGUCCGAUAUAUUAAGCAGAACUCCCAAUCCCGCGAACUGGGGUCUUCCAGCCGCCAACAUGCAAGGUUCUUGUGUUAUCGACGACCAUUUUCAGGCGCACAAGAUUGUUUUGGACAAUACGUUCUGUGGAGAGUAUGCCGGACAGGCAAGUGUGUGGAAUUCAACUACAGGCUCCUGUGCGACGUCCACCGGCUACUCUACUUGCAAGCAAUAUGUUGCUUCUGAACCGGGGGCUUUUCAAGCAUCAUACUGGAGUAUCAAUUCAAUUCGGGUAUACCAGCUUGUCGACCCUACUCCCAAUGCCAGCACAACGGCGACACCCUACAUAGCAAGCGAUCAGCCGACAAGAUCCAGCAUCUCGACAAGCAGUGUCCCUACGUCCGCACCAACAACCUCGCUUUGUCCAACCUACAAUUUCACCGUGGUCCAAACCGCAGGGUUGAAGUAUGAGAUUGAAUGCGGCGUGAACCCAGCCGGAUCCAAUAUCGGUGCUCCUUACCGUGGGUUUGCGGUGAAUUCGUUUGAAGACUGCGUGGCAGGUUGCAGCUACUGGAACAAUAACAUCACGGCCAACAGCUGCGGCGGUGUUACGUAUCAGAUGAGCAACAAGGCGUGCUACUGGAAGAGCAGCAUUUCAAGCAACCCGAUUGACGCACGGUUCAAUGGUGCUCGGUUGAUAUACUAUGCUUAUCCUCAAAUCACCGACAAUCCCAACAUGACCGUCUCAAGCACGAGUACGACGUCGUAUGUGGCCACGACCGUGACGCCGCAGACCUAUGUCAACCCCUCCGCGUCGUCGACUACAUCAUUUGUCCUGAUCACGGGUACUCCGGCGUAUUCCAACACGGAUGGAGUUGACGUCGUCUGCUUCGAGUUCAUCUUCUGUCUCUGCUUCGCCUACGAGUACUUCUUCAUCGUCAUCAACCUUGUCCACAUCUUCAGCGCGGAGCAGCUCAGGAUCAACACGGUCGCCGUCCACCUCAACAACUAG